Molecule: messenger RNA, 887 nt
Organism: Hypomesus transpacificus
Lineage: Eukaryota; Metazoa; Chordata; Actinopteri; Osmeriformes; Osmeridae
Exons: 3
Source: RefSeq, a predicted model, not a curated record
UGUAUAAAAUUAUGCUCAGAAGAGAUUUGAGUAUACUCCGUUCUGCUUUAAUGCCAUAACCUUCUCUCUUCUCUUUCAAUAACACAAUGUUUUUUCAUCAAAUCUUACUAUUCUUAUUGCUCGGAGAAUGUUCUGGGGAUCUGAUUACACCAUUCACCGAUGUAGUUCUGGCUUUGGAGGGAGACAGAGUCACUCUCUCCUGUAACUACUCUGCAACAGUUAACAGCCUCCAGUGGUAUCUCCAAUAUCCCAGAUCAGCUCCACAGUUCCUCACCAUGGAGCACAUAACCAAUAAACCUGGAUUCACUGUAAAACAUGAGAGAGAGAAGAAAUGUUAUCACCUGGAGAUCUCCUCUGCUAAAGUGACAGACUCUGCUCUGUACUACUGUGCUCUGGUGCCCACAGUGAUAGGAAGCCCAGACACACUGUACAAAAACCCUGACAUAGUAAGGGGGGAGGGGCCUCAUAUGUCUCACUCACAGUAUCACUUAGUGGAAUGCCUGAGAGGAAAGACACAUGCAGCAGUCUCUGUGAAGAUGGAGACCUCUCUCAGAGUUCUGAUUGUAAUAAUUACUACAGGACUCAUAUGUGGAGAUCAUCUGACCCCUGAGAAGACUGAGGUCACCUCCACUGAUGGAGAAUCUGUCACACUGAGCUGCUCCUAUGACACAAGCAGUAAUGAUGUUUGGCUUCACUGGUACAGACACUAUCUGAAUCAGGCACCUCAGUUCAUACUGUAUAAAGGAGCAAGAUAUAGGAGUGGUUCUGACCAUAUCCCUGAUACACGUUAUGAAUCCAAAACAUCCAGGACAACUACUGAACUCACAAUUUCAAAAGUGACUCUGUCAGACACAGCUCUCUACUACUGUGCUCUUGACUACACAGAU